AUGUCCUGUCGCUCUGGUAUUUGGUCUCAGACAUCCACUGCCUUCCGAAGGAUGCUCGCUGCCUUCAUUGCCGUCGUCCUCGGCGAUCCCGUUGCCAAUGUUGUCCGUCACUGUGGCGUUUCUAAGAAGACUGUGACAUCGUUUGCUGGAUUGGACGGCACCAGCUUCGUCAAGCACCCUUCGAAGCUGUUCUUCUUGUUCGCCUAG
Perkinsus marinus ATCC 50983 is the source of this 207-nucleotide messenger RNA. RefSeq lists its product as hypothetical. The transcript is spliced from 2 exons. The coding region runs from base 1 to 207 and encodes 68 amino acids. Lineage: Eukaryota; Perkinsozoa; Perkinsida; Perkinsidae. The record is from RefSeq and is a predicted model, not a curated record.